Molecule: messenger RNA, 2086 nt
Organism: Chaetomium strumarium
Lineage: Eukaryota; Fungi; Ascomycota; Sordariomycetes; Sordariales; Chaetomiaceae
Product: MFS general substrate transporter-like protein
Exons: 2
Coding region: 1-2004 (667 amino acids)
Biological process (GO): transmembrane transport
Cellular component (GO): plasma membrane
Molecular function (GO): transmembrane transporter activity
Source: RefSeq, a predicted model, not a curated record
AUGCUACAUGUAGGGCCGUUUGAACUCGGAGCCCGUGCGAAGUCAUUCCCGAAUAACAUCGCCUGUCAAUACAAAGAGCGGCCAAAACGGAGCUCCGACACGGCCCGGCCUGAAAGCCUCCGAAAGCCUCCGAACCAACAUGAACAAUCACGGCCAUCCUCUUUCCAAAAGCAUGCUCAGAGUAUCUCGCAAUCCGACUCAACCUGCGACCCGAAGCUCGCCGAGAGUGCAACUCCGUCAGCCGACUUCCCAGUGCUCCCGCCAAUGUCGCCGACCAUGAGCCCUAAGAAUAUGGAUAGCGAUGGGGUAAAUGUCCUCCAGCACUCCAACAGCAGCUCUACCCCAACAGCAUCGACAUUCAAGCCAAGCCUCCGCUUCUGGACCAUCUUCGUCGCCGUAGGCUUUGCUGGGCUGCUCACUGCGCUGGAAGCAACCAUCACAUCGACGGCGCUCCCAUCCAUCAUUGCCGAUCUGCAAGGCGGCGAUGCCUACAUCUGGGCCGUCAAUGGCUAUCUCGUGGCCAUGACAAGCCUGCAGCCGCUGUACGGCCAGCUGGCCAACGUCUUCGGCCGCCGGUGGCCGACCAUCGUCGCGACGGCCGCCUUUGUGCUGGGCAGCGGCAUCGCCGGCGGCGCUCACAACAUCAGCAUGCUCAUCGCCGGCCGCGUCAUCCAGGGCGUCGGCGCGGGCGGCAUCAACGUCCUCUGCGAGAUCCUGGUCUGCGACCUGGUCCCGCUCCGCGAGCGCGGCAAGUACCUCGCCGGCAUGUUCGGCAUGAUUGCGCUCGGCACCGCGCUGGGCCCCUUCUUUGGCGGGCUGAUUGUCGACCACACAACCUGGCGUUGGGUCUUCUACCUCAACCUUCCCGUGGGCGGGCUCGCGCUCGUCCUCCUGGUCAUGUUCCUGCACGUCAACUACGUGAAGGAGGCCAACCUGGCCACGAGUCUGGGCAAGAUUGACUGGGCCGGCAAUGCCAUCUUCGUCGGCUCGGUCGCCGCCGUGCUCAUCGCUCUGGCAUGGGCUGGCGCCGUCUACACGUGGACCUCGUUCCACGUCCUGGUGCCGCUGCUUGUCGGCCUAGCGGGUCUGGCGGCGUUCUUCGUCUUCGAGGGCUCGAGAUUCUCGGCCCAGCCGAUGAUGCCGCUGCAUCUCUUCGGCAACCGCACGUCGGCGACGGCCUUCGCCCUCACCUUCCUGCACAGCAUCGGCACCAUAUGGGUGCUGUACUUCCUUCCCGUCUACUUCCAGGGCGUGCUGGAGUCUUCGGCCCAGCGUGCCGGUGUCCAGCUGCUCCCCACCAUCCUCAUCCUCAUUCCGUUCGCCGCCGCCGGUGGCGGCAUCAUGUCGAAGAUAGGCCGGUACCGCCCCCUGCACCAUGUUGGCUUCGCCCUCAUGACGGUUGGCAUGGGUUUGCUUGCCCUGCUUGACGAGGAGUCCAACACGGGCAGCUGGGUGGGCUUCCAAAUCAUCGGCUCGGCCGGCGCGGGCAUCAUCAUCCCCACGCUGCUUCCGGCGGUCCUGGCGCCCCUGACCGAGGCCGACACGGCCCUGGCAACCGCGUCAUGGGCCUUCCUCCGCAGCUUCGGCCAGGUCUGGGGCACUGCGAUUGCCGCGGCCGUCUUCAACAACCGCUUCGACCAGCUCUCCGGAAGCAUCGCCAACGCGGCCGUCCGGGAGCAGGUCGGCCACGGCCGAGCCUACCAAUAUGCCACGGCCGCGUUUGUGCGGCUACUUCCUCCCGACACCAGGCGCCAGUUUGUGGCGGUGCUGCAGGACAGCUUGCAACGCACCUGGCACGUGGCCAUCGCGUUUGCUGCGCUGGGGUUCGUGCUGGUCAUUUUUGAGAAGGAGGUGCCGCUGCGAAAUGAGCUGGACACCGCGUAUGGAGUCCCUGAGACGGAGACGGCGACAGAAGCCGGUGAUGUUGAGAAGUCCAGCGGCAAUGCUUCGAGCGCGGGAGAGGGGAACGGGCACGCAGCCCGCUCGGAUGUGUCUACUGCCUAAGGUAGUAGUACCUUGUAUCUAUGCCCCUAGAAUAGAACCAUUCUAACUGUCGUACCUACCUGUUAAUAAUGAUGGAUUUAUA